This is a messenger RNA of Erythranthe guttata (spotted monkey flower), 2390 nucleotides long. NCBI's taxonomy places the organism in Eukaryota, Viridiplantae, Streptophyta, Magnoliopsida, Lamiales, Phrymaceae. The record is from RefSeq and is a predicted model, not a curated record.
UUCUUCUCUCAAAAAUUCACACUCAAAAAUCAAAAGCACAAAGAAGCAAUCUUCCUUUAUCUACUGUAUCAUGGCAUCUCCACCUAGAAAUCCUCUUCCAGCCGCCGUUGGUGAUGUCCACAACGAUGCUGCAGCACCUGAACCAGCAGACCCAAAUCUGGCCAUCAUCGUUCAUCCAGUCAACCUUGAAGCUGUAUCAAUCAGCUACAUUGAGCCCGGAGAUGAGCUGAACCCAAUCGACCCAGACAACUUCGAGUUCGUGGGUCCCUCUUCCACUGCCGGAAGGUUUCCAACGCGCCGGUCCAAGCGCAUGAACCCCUUCCCAGAUCUGAAUACUGCGGUGCCACAACGCCGGAGGGGAGAAAACUCUCCCCGAAGAGGAAGCAGAGGUGGAAGAAGAGGAGGCAGAGGUGGCCGCACUCCAGUUAGGCCAAAUCCACCAAGAGGUCUUCAUUUGGUGGAUGAAGAAACUGAUGAUGAAGAAGGAGAUCCUAACUUUGCAGCACCGGAGGCUCAAACUCUAUCCUCCAGUUCCUCUGAGUCAUCAUCAAAGGACUCACCUCCCCCAGCAUCAACUCAAGGGGAGACAUCUCAGCCUAGCAUGCCAGCAGCAGCCUCUCAACACCCUGUCUCUGAAAGUGUUGCUGCACAUGCUCCAGAAGAUGUUGAUGCACCCACUGUCUCAGCAAAUGUUCCUCAGAAUGCUGCCGAGGAUGCUGCUCCUUAUCAGGAUGAAGAAAUGCCUGAUUUUUCUGGGAUGUCAUUUGCAGAGCAUGUUGACAUUCCCACUGUUGAUGCUCAAGAUUUCACCACUACUGAAGAAACACCAUCAACACCUCAUGGAGAUCCUCUGGAAACCCUAGCAGAAGCAGCAGUUCAAGCAGAUGCAUCUCCUCCUCAGGCUGAAGAACCAGAGAAAAGUGAUGACAGCUGGGAGGUUCCUCUAGCUGCUUUUCGCCAAAAUUUGCCCUCCUCUGAUUCAGACAGUGAAUCUUCUGAAGACUCUUCUCAGCAGAAAGAAGGUGUUGCCCCACCUGUUGCAUCACCUGAACCAGCAUAUGUUCCUGAUGAGCUUAAAGAUUCAGAAGAUGAUGACUCCCCAGAAGAAGAAGAACCAGACUUGGAUGGGAAGAAUUUGUCAACCCCUUUUGAGGUAAACAAUGCCUUCAGUCCUAAUUUUUAUUUUGAAUCUGAUCCAAUUUUGAGUCCUCAAGUCAUGAAUUGUCAAUUCAUUGAGGAAAAGAAAAUUUCUAAGGAAGAGUUUGAUAGGCAUAGGAUAACUGCUUUUCUUCAUCAAAGAAAAAUCCUUAACCUAGUUGAGAUUGCCUGCUCCUAUGAUCCCACGGUUGUGAAGGAAUUUUAUGCCAAUUUGCAAACUUCUUUUUUAAAGAAAAACUCUCCAAACUUUGGCAAAGUGUUUGUGCGAAACUCCAUCUUCUCCUUUUCUCCCAAAAUUAUCAACUCUCAUUUACAAACUCCUACUGUGAUUGAUGAGGAUAAUUAUGGUGAUUUUACUGAGAUUUGUCAAGUCAUUUCUGGAAACCGUUUAAGAAGUUGGCCUGCACACCCCAGAAAAUUCAAGGUGUCUCAACUCACUGCUUUUUACUCUGUCUUGUUUAGACUCACAGUGAUGAAUUGGAUUCCAUCCAAAAAUAUCUCUGUGGUAACUAAACCUCAUGUUGUACUCAUGUACAAAUUGGGGAUGGGAUUACCAGUUGAUUUUGGCAAACUGUUCUUUGAUACUAUUGGUCAUCUUGCCCAGAAAAUUUCACCCUCCACUCAUCUUCCUUAUCCUUCUCUCAUCUAUUCCAUCUUACUCUCUCAAAAUUUGGGCCAAGAUGACUCAGAAUAUCUUCACACUCCACAAGGCAUGAUCACAGCUUACUCACUCUCUAGCUCAGCUUACCUACCACCAGUCCAUGGUGGACAUGCUUCAGAAGGCUCUUUCUGAUCAAAAAGGGGGAGAAAAAGGUCAUGAAGCUGAAGCAGGAACAUCUCAUCCUUUGGAUGCAAGAGGCAGAGAGCAAGGAGCUAAUGAAGAGGAAGCAAAGAAUGAGGGGGAAGCUCAAGGAGCAGAAGAAAGCAGUGGAUCUAGUGAUGGAGGAGCAGCAGCUGAUACUGAGGAGACUUUGGAUAUUUUACUUUAGAUUGUUUUUCAUGAACAAUACUUUGUUUUUGUUUUUUUUCUGUUUAUUUUCCCUCUGAACUUUUGUUUAGGACUGCGCUUUGGUUAUUUCUUUUGUUGGACUAUCUUGCUGAAUUUGGUUUGAAUUCAUUUUUCUAUAUUUUUCUACUGUUAUCAAAUUCAGGGGGAGUUCAAGCAAUAUCUCAGGGGGAGUUUUUGACUAAGAUUUAGUUUUGAUCAGAAAGUUAAAAAGGGGGAGUUUGAA